CUUCGUGAUGAACUACAAUAUGCAGAACAUGAACAAGGAGUUACCUGAACUCUUCUCCAUGCUCAAAUCUGCUGAGAUUGAGAUACAGAAAGAGCACCAAGUGUUGAUGGUCAAUAAGACCACCAAGUUCAAGAAGCAGGGUAAACCUAAGAAGGACCUCAAGAAGGGCGGCAAGAAAGCUGCCGCGCCUCCUGAGAAGCCUAAGGGUGGCCCUAAACCUGAUACUGACUGCUAUUACUGCAAUGGGAAGGGGCACUGGAAGCGGAAUUGCCCCAAGUACUUGGCUGAUCUGAAGAGUGGCCUUGUCAAGAAGAAGAAAGGAACUACGGAAUAAACGAAGCCUAGCGAGGGAUGAAGUGACGAUGCGCGUUGGAAAUGGAUCCAAGGUCGAUGUGAUCGCUGUCGGCACGCUCCCUCUACAUCUACCAUCGGGAUUAGUUUUAGACCUCA
Messenger RNA from Lolium perenne, 450 nucleotides. Lineage: Eukaryota; Viridiplantae; Streptophyta; Magnoliopsida; Poales; Poaceae. The record is from RefSeq and is a predicted model, not a curated record.